AUGGGCUUCAACAUAGUUCUCGCCAGACACCGCUGGCUCGACGAUCUGGACCAUUCAGUCAUGGCAGAAGUGGGGGGUUUACUCAAGGGAAUGCAAAGCUUGGGACAGCAAAUAAUCUCCACCCAAAGGUUAUAUUUUGACGGGUCCCCUUCUACAAUUGAAAAGAGUACGGCACGCCUGCAUCUUAUGUACUACCAUGUCAGUACCAACCCUCCCAGAGCGAUCACUUCCCUCUGCAUUCCGGCUUGUUUCUUCCCAGACUUGAUGCGAAUGCAGGCUCAUUUGUAG
Clonostachys rhizophaga is the source of this 288-nucleotide messenger RNA. NCBI's taxonomy places the organism in Eukaryota, Fungi, Ascomycota, Sordariomycetes, Hypocreales, Bionectriaceae. The record is from the annotation of a GenBank genome assembly.